This is a messenger RNA of Anopheles bellator, 625 nucleotides long. RefSeq lists its product as uncharacterized. The record is from RefSeq and is a predicted model, not a curated record. The transcript has 2 exons. NCBI's taxonomy places the organism in Eukaryota, Metazoa, Arthropoda, Insecta, Diptera, Culicidae. Bases 48 to 386 code for a protein of 112 amino acids.
CGGUUUCGGUUGCAAUCGUUUAAUGUUCUUUCCAUUCCGCUGCAGCCAUGAACCGCAUCAUCGUUGCUGUCGCCGCCCUGUUUGCCUGCGCCUCGGCCCAGGUUUACCUGAGCCAGCCGAUCGCGCUGGCCCUGCAGCAACCGGCCCCGGUCGGGGAGUCGUCACUCGCGCACCCGGCCGUGGUGGAGAACGCACUGCACGAGGCCCAGUACCCGGACGAGUUCCGGAACAACUUCUACAAGAACCCACACAUCGCUGAGGCCCUCGCCAAGCACUCGUGGUUCGGCGAUAAGGAGAUGCCCGUGUUCGAGCGGCAAGCCGACAAGAUUCCGCGCGAUCGUAUUGCGAAGAUUUUCAAGAACGCCGGCUUCGUGCGCAGGCGUUAAGCAGACCGCCGAUGCUGAUGUCGAUUGGCGGUUGGCAGUACAAUGAUCACCGGACCUCAUCGGUCGGAGGAGAUGAUCCUUCGCGCUUGUCACGGGACUUUGCUCGACAGGUCACUACUUCCCUUUCUGUGUGUUCCUGAAGCGUGGGCUUUCAUGUGAAUGCUUGUGAUGUUCGUGUCUAUUUGCAUGUGUACAUAGUCGUUAACUUAUUGUGCCAAUAAAGUAUUUAUUUACGAUUA